Messenger RNA from Blepharisma stoltei, 921 nucleotides. The record is from the annotation of a GenBank genome assembly. Lineage: Eukaryota; Ciliophora; Heterotrichea; Heterotrichida; Blepharismidae.
AUGGAAGAUUUUGAUAAGUUUGAAGAAAAACUUAAAAAUCUGACGCUAUUUCAGACACCCACAGAAGAAGAAAUUAGAGACAUUAGCAAUAGAGCAAAGGAAAUAUUUCUGACAGAAGAAAAUGUUCUUUCAGUCAAAUGCCCAGUCACUAUCUGUGGAGAUAUUCAUGGCCAAUUCAUGGAUCUUAUACAGCUAUUUGAAAUCGGAGGAAACCCACCUGAUAUUAAUUAUUUAUUUUUAGGUGAUUUUGUGGAUCGCGGGUAUGACUCAGUGGAGACUUUUACUUAUUUAUUAUGCUUAAAAAUCAGAUACCCUAAGCGUGUAUUUUUAACUAGAGGGAACCAUGAAAGUGAGCAAAUAACCCUGACCUAUGGGUUUUAUGAUGAAUGCAUGAGAAAAUACGGGUCAGCAAAAGUAUGAAAUAUACUUACUGAUUUAUUUAAUUAUAUUCCAUUAGCUGCUUUAGUAGAUAAUCAAAUAUUUUGUGUCCAUGGAGGAUUAUCUCCAGACAUAAAGCAAAUUCAACAAAUAAGAGAGUUAGACAGAUUCAAAGAUAUCACACAAGAUCAAGUCAUGUCUGAUUUGUUAUGGUCAGAUCCAGAUGACAGACAAGGGUGAGGUGCUUCACCCAGAGGGCUUGGUCAAACCUUUGGACAGGAUAUUUCUUUACAGUUUAAUCACACAAAUAAUUUAUCACUCAUUUCUAGAGCCCAUCAAUUAGUGAUGGAAGGGUACAAUUGAUGCCAUGACCAUAAUGUUGUCACAGUUUUUUCUGCGCCAAAUUAUUGUUAUCGAUGUGGAAAUCAAGGGUCUAUUAUGGUCAUAGACGAAAAUCUAAAAUAUAUCUUUUUGCAGUAUAACCCUGCUCCUAGAAACUCAUCCCCAAUAGUCACAAGAAGAACUACAGACUAUUUUUUGUAA